Molecule: messenger RNA, 1791 nt
Organism: Leucoraja erinaceus (little skate)
Lineage: Eukaryota; Metazoa; Chordata; Chondrichthyes; Rajiformes; Rajidae
Product: hyaluronidase-like
Exons: 4
Coding region: 25-1791 (588 amino acids)
Biological process (GO): carbohydrate metabolic process; hyaluronan catabolic process
Molecular function (GO): hyalurononglucosaminidase activity
Source: RefSeq, a predicted model, not a curated record
AGGGCGCAGCUUGUCCAGUGACCGAUGGCCUGGACGUGGUGUGACCGAGGGCGGCUGCCCGCACCCUACCCCGUCUAUGCCGCCGUCUGUUUGUUGUCGCUCACCUCCGUGGGCCGGGGCCUAUCCCGCAAACCGGCCAUCCCGCCGCUAGUGAAAGGGCAGCCCUUCCAGGUCUACUGGAACGUGCCCACGUCGCGCUGCAGCACCCACAGAGGCGUCGACCUGCACUUGGGCGACUUUGGUAUUGUAACCAAUAGAAAUGAGAUGUUUAUUGGAGAGAAACUCACGAUAUUUUAUUCUACGCGGUUGGGAAUUUAUCCAACUUAUCAUAGUGGGGAUCCCGAAAAUGGGGGGCUCCCCCAGAACAUGAGCUUGAAGGACCACCUGCGACAGGCCAGGGUAGACAUCGACAACGUUUUAGCCACGGACUACCAGGGGUUGGCGGUGAUAGACUGGGAGGAUUGGCGCCCCCUGUACGCAAGGAACUGGGGCUCCAAGAGAGUCUACCAGACAAAAUCACAGGAGCUUGUCCGGGGGAGGAACCCCGAAUGGAACCAAACCCAUAUCGAAGCUGAAGCUAAGAAGGAGUUUGACAAGGCGGCUAAAAUGUACAUGAUGUCUUCCCUGAGGCUGGGCCAGUCGAUGCGACCGAAGGCCUACUGGGGAUUUUACCUCUUCCCGGAUUGCUACAACUACCACUUCAGGGAAGAGUUCCCCACGUACGACGGCCACUGCCCAGACAUCGAGAUCAAGCGUAACAAUGAGCUGACGUGGAUGUGGACUCAGAGCUCUGCCCUCUUCCCGUCCGUCUACCUAGAGGAGAAGAUCAAGUCGGAGCGCGGUCAGCGCGGCAAACUCUACGCCAGAUACCGGAUACGGGAAGCCGUGCGUGUGGCUUUGCUGACCAAAGGGAAAUAUACUCCGCCCAUCUUCCUCUACUGCCGCUCCCACUUCAUCGACAGCAAAACCCUCACGCCCCUCAAUGAGAUUGAUCUGGUCCGCACUCUGGGCGAGAGCGCAGCGAUGGGGGUGAGUGGAGCCAUUCUGUGGGGGUCCAUCGACUUCUCCAGAACCACGAUUGAUCUGGUCCGCACUCUGGGCGAGAGCGCAGCGAUGGGGGCGAGCGGAGCCAUUCUGUGGGGGGUCCAUCGACUUCUCCCAAAACAAGGCAAGCUGCCAGGCCGUGCACAAACAAGUGCAGAAUGUGUUGGGGCCGUACAUCCUGAACCUGACGGCGGCCGUGCGGAGCUGCAGCUUAACACUGUGCGCCAACCACGGCCGCUGCUUUCGCCGCAACGCCGAGGAGGAUGUGUUCCUGCACUUGAACAGCAAGUCGUUCCGCAUCCUGAAGCGCAGCAAGGCGGGCGGCGGCAAGGUUUACAUCAAGGGCCGGGCGAGUCUGUUGGACAAGAGGGAUUACAAAUCCCACUUCCAGUGUCAGUGUUACCGGGGCUGGAACGGCGUCCGAUGCAGCCGCUACAGAAAGCCCUCCGCGUCCUGUCGAGCCGAGACCUCCCCGCUCACACUUGUCCUCGUCCUGCUCCUGAGCCUUCUCCUCAUAUGAAGGCUGUACUUCCUGUCGAAAAUAAAGACAAUUUCCUGAAACUCACCCUGUUGACUGUUGUUCACGCGUGUUUGGUCUUGUGGCACAGAGGCUCACUCACAGCACAGAUCUGGCCUUUCGGCCCACCAUCUCCACCUGUCACACUUGUCAACACUGAUCCCACCCACCCGCACUGUGACUCCUCUGCCUUCACCACUCAAGAACGCGCAGAGGCUCCUGAAAUGUAG